AUGGGCAAGGGCACCGACAAGCUCUACAUUACGCACUCGGAAUGGGCCUCGGCCGACGCCUUCUCGGCCAGCAAGGGUGCGGCCACGGGGCCAACCCCGGGCGCGUCUUUGCGCCGGCUGCCCUUUAACUACUGCGCCGCCAGCCUGCAGCCGUUUGUCCAUCCGGUCUGCACGGCUGACGGGAUCAUCUUCGAUGCCGAGGUGAUCGCCGACUGGCUCCAGAAGCAUCCGCCGGGCACGAACCCAGUUGAUGGCACGCCGCUAGCUGCGGCUGAUCUGGUGCGACUCGACUUUGCCCGCAACGACGCCGACGGCUCCGGCGAUCUGAUCGACCCGGUCACCUUCAAGGUCUUCACCGACAACACGCACAUCGUGGCGCUGCGCCACGGCAGCUAUGCCAACGUCUUCGCCUGGGACACGGUCGAGCGCAUGAACAUCAAGCCCAAGAUGUGGCGCGACCUCGUCGACGACGUCGCCUUCAGCCGCAAGGACAUCAUCACGCUGCAGGACCCGCAGAACAUGGCUGCCCGCGACCUCGGCCAGUUCAAGCACCUGCGCGACGGCGAUGGUGCCGUGACUGUCGGCCCAAAGGCGUCGCGCGAGACCGUCAACCAUGGCGCCCUCGGCCGCCUCGGCGAAAAGGCUCUGCGUGCCAAGGAGGCCGUCGACAAGGCCCGCCGUGAGCGUGUCGGUGGCGGCGACGUCAACCGGUCGGCAGCAGCACGGACAGGAGGCCCGGCCGGUUCGAUCGGGGCUGCAUCCGCGCUUUCAACAAACAGCCGCUCGGCCCGGCCACCCGCCUACAAUGCGGCCACCUUCACGACUGGUCGGGCGGCCGCCAGCUUCACCAGCACCGGGCUGACGCCCGAGACCAGCGGCGAGCGGGCCGUGCUGAGCGACGAGGAAUGGAUGCUGAAGCCACGACGCGUCAAGAUCAAGGGCUACGCCCGCAUCGAGACUAGCCUCGGCAACGUCAACAUCGAGCUGCAGACCGAGACGGCUCCCAAGGCCGUCUGGAACUUUGUCCGUCUCGCCCAGCAGGGCUACUAUCGCGACGUGGCCUUUCACCGCAACAUCCGCAACUUUAUGAUUCAGGGCGGCGAUCCAACCGGCACUGGUCGUGGUGGCUCCAGCGUCUGGGGCAAGGACUUUGCCGACGAGCUCGAAGGCCCCCUCACCCACGCUGACCGCGGCGUCGUCAGCAUGGCCAACAAGGGCAAGAAUACCAACUCCAGCCAGUUCUUCAUCACCUACCGUGCCGCACAUCACCUCGACCGCAAACACUCCAUCUUUGGUCGCGUCGUCGACGGGCUCGACGUGCUCGAUCGCAUGGAGGCGGCGCCUGUCGAUGAUCGCGACCGCCCGCUGCAGGACAUUGUCAUUCGCGACGUCGCCGUCUACCUCGACCCCUUUGACGAGUUCCUCAAGGAAAAGCGGCGCUCCGAUGCUGCCGAGGCUGAGCGCGCCGACAUCCAACGCCGCGGCGGCACCGAUGACGACAAGGUCACGUGGACCGGCAAGCGCAUCCGCGGCCGUGACGAUCUUGCCCCAGCCGUCGGUGCCGGUGUCGGCAAGUACCUCAAGGCCGCCCUCGCUCAGCAGAAACAGCAGAAGCAGCCGGCCGAAGAGCCCGAGCCGGCCAGCGGUGACGAUGCCGUCUGGGAAGAGGAGCCCGCUCGGAAACGAGCAAAGUCGGGCGGCUUUGGCAACUUUGAUGGCUGGUAG
Molecule: messenger RNA, 1725 nt
Organism: Grosmannia clavigera kw1407
Lineage: Eukaryota; Fungi; Ascomycota; Sordariomycetes; Ophiostomatales; Ophiostomataceae
Product: peptidyl-prolyl cis trans isomerase
Exons: 1
Coding region: 1-1725 (574 amino acids)
Biological process (GO): protein folding; protein polyubiquitination; protein peptidyl-prolyl isomerization
Cellular component (GO): catalytic step 2 spliceosome
Molecular function (GO): ubiquitin-ubiquitin ligase activity; peptidyl-prolyl cis-trans isomerase activity
Source: RefSeq, a predicted model, not a curated record